UGCCUCUCCAGUCUCGCACGCCGGCAGCCCGCGCUCGUGGCGCUCGCGCCGUCCCCUAGGCUCCUCCGCGCGGCCCAGCGGGACCCGACGCUCCGGGGGGGGGGGCCAUGGCCGCGUGUAGGGACCGCGUCCGCCUCCAGGGCGCCGGGGAGAAGGGCGCCUCCAACGGGGAGAUCGGCCCCCCGCCGGCCUCCCCGUCCAAGGCCGCCCGCGUGCGGGGCUGCCUGCGCGCCAACCUGCUGGUGCUGCUGACCGUGGCCGGGGUGCUGGCCGGGGUGGCGGUGGGGCUCGGCGUGCGGCAGGUGCCGGGCGGGCUGAGCCGCGCCGGGAUCCUCGCUUUCUCCUUCCCCGGCGAGCUGCUGCUGCGCCUGCUGAAGAUGAUCAUCCUGCCGCUGGUGGUCUGCAGCCUGGUCUCCGGCGCCGCCAGCCUGGACCCCGCCGCCCUGGGCCGCCUGGGCGGCUGGGCCAUGCUCUUCUUCCUGCUCACCACGCUGCUGGCCUCGGCCGUCGGCGUCAGCCUGGCCUUCAUCAUCCGGCCCGGCGAGGGGGCCGCGCCGCCCAGCCUAGGGGGCGAGGAGGACGGAGCCGUGCCGGAGGCGAAGGAGGUGGCGGACUCCUUCCUGGAUCUCAUCAGGAACAUCUUCCCUUCCAAUCUGGUGUCGGCGACUUUCCGCUCCUAUGCUACCCACUACAAGCCAAUGGUGACCAGGAAGAACGUCACCGAUGAGCUGGGAGUUUUUAAUGAAAUUGUCACAGAGGAGAAGGUUCCCCUGGGAGAUGAGGUGGAAGGGAUGAACAUCCUGGGUUUGGUGGUUUUUGCCAUUGUCUUUGGAAUCGCUCUGCGGAAGCUUGGACCCGAAGGGGAGAACCUGAUAAAGUUCUUCAACUCCUUCAAUGAAGCCACCAUGGUGCUGGUUGCCUGGAUCAUGUGGUACGCUCCCCUUGGUAUUAUGUUCCUGGUAGCUGGCAAGAUUGUGGAGAUGGAGGAUGUGGUGGUGCUCUUCACUAGCCUGGGCAAGUACAUCUCCUGCUGUGUCUUAGGGCACUUCAUCCACGGCUUCAUCCUCCUCCCAGUUAUCUACUUCAUCUUCACACGCAAGAACCCCUACAGGUUCCUCUGGGGCAUCUUCACAGCGCUGGCCACUGCCUUUGGCACCUCCUCCAGCUCUGCCACGCUGCCGCUGAUGAUGAAGUGCAUUGAGGAGAACAACGGCGUCUCCAAGCACAUCAGUCGCUUCAUCCUGCCCAUCGGGGCCACGGUCAACAUGGACGGGGCUGCCCUCUUCCAGUGUGUGGCAGCUGUCUUCAUCGCCCAGCUGAACAACAUCCCACUCAACUUCAUCCAGGUCAUCACCAUCCUUGUCACAGCUACAGCCUCCAGUGUGGGGGCAGCGGGGAUCCCUGCCGGCGGCGUCCUUACCCUCGCCAUCAUCCUGGAAGCCAUUGGGCUGCCGACCAGCGACAUUUCCCUCAUCCUGGCUGUGGACUGGCUUGUGGACCGCACCUGCACCAUCCUCAACGUGGAAGGAGAUGCCUUCGGAGCCGGCCUGCUGCAGGUGUACACAGAGAGGAUGACUGGGAAGGCUGAACCUGAGGAGCUGAUGGAGAUCAAAACUGAGGCCGUGGGCCCCAACAAGGUUCCUGGUGAGGAGGAGGGCUCCCCACUGAUCAAGAGAGAUGGGCCCGACCCGCUGGCUGCCAUUGGCUCCUGCGAGAAGGAGUCUGUGAUGUAAUCGGCGCCCAGAGCAUGGCCUUGGUCGGAGACUUUUUUUCCUUUUUUAGGGCUCCUUUUUAAAGACAUGUCAAUUGGGGCAGAAACGGCCACUUCUGGUUUUCUUAAGCCUUGAACCUCCUGGGCCGAGGCAGUCUCUGUGGCAGGGCUGAUCAGCUCAAGACAAUCCUGACACUCCUCUAGAGUGACCCCCUGCCGAUCUGACUUGAGUUCAGGGAGCCAGAAUCUUGGCUCAGCUCCCAGCCCCACCCCUUAUUCCUUUUCUACGUCGAUCCCAUUCUCCUGAUGCUGGCUGCAGACAGGACUGGCUAUGGGGCCUCUUCAAUCACUCCUUGCCUCUGAGCCUCCACUGUCUGCCCUCCCACCCCUGCCCCCUUCCUGUUAAUUUUCUGGACCAAGCAAGCACCAGACCUGGCCUCCCUGCACUUUAAAUGUGCUGAAGCAUCCGGCGUUUCUUGAACGACCGGUAAUGCCACUUUCUGUUAUGCGCUCAGCUGCUCAAGUGGAGGCUGGCCCCUCCUGACUUCUGCUCUCUCCUUCUUGCCUGAAAGACUUGAUACUCUAGCUCAGCCAGUGCUCUGGCUGGGGGUCCCUGCAAGAGAUCCCCCCUCAUUCUCUCCAUGUGGCUACAACUCGGUGGUGGAAGAGCGUGUGCCUUUGUCUGUGUGCCUGUGGUGCAGUCCCGUCUGUCAGGCCGGUCCCGGAGGAGCCAGCGCUGAUGUUGGUGUGGAGUCCUGUGUCUGUCCCACGGUCUCUUGGUGUCCUAAGAACUGGUAGCUCCAGCCAGGCUGAUGUAAUUUAUUUUGCUAUUUAAAUUAUGCAAAUGAGUUGGUCUCUCCAGAGUAGAGGGGAGGGAACCCUUAGACAGCACCAAUGGACUGGAGGCUGCACGUGGCAUCUACCAUGAAAAGGGGAUGGGACAGAUCCUGGACUGAUGAGGAAGCCUGUACACCAAUACCCCAGCUAGGCAUUGCCUUAAUUAUUUGACUCCAAGCCCUGAUUCUUGGGCUGGACACUCCAGCCAAGGGUUACAGCUCGCUGCUGAUGUGUCAACCCUCUGGCUUUUCAGUAUAAGCUCUGACAGGCUGAGGUUCCUCUUGCCCAAUUCACUCCUUAGCAUCAUAGACCCAAAUCCAGCAGGGCUGUUCCGAUGCCAGCUGGAACCUGCUGCUCUUGCCUGUGCCACGACCAGCCGCGUGGGGCUCUGAUAUGGGGCUGUUCUCAGGGGCGAAUGGCUUGUUCUGUUCUGGCUCCGAGCAAGCUGUUCUGGGGGCUGUCGGGCCCUGGUAGCAGCUAAGCUAUUGCUCUCGGCCACAGCCUCAGUCUAGUGGGUCAGUCUGUUUGAAUUUUUGCCGUAUCUCUCCCAAAGAGGCUUUGGGGUGAGGAAUCACAAGGGGGGGGGUUAGCUCUUGGCAUCAAGGUCUGAUCCCGUUUUAAACAGAUGGAGGGCAGGCAGGGAGAAGAUCUGACAGGGGAGGGUGUUUGCACUACUGGCCAGCUCUGGGCCAGGCCGGAUCUUGGAUGUGAUUGCUGGCUCCAUGUGCUGUUACCGACCCAGUGUCUCUGGUUGAUUCCUCCCUAGGCCAGGGGGUGGGUGUGUCCGUUUCUCAGGCUGGCUCUUUAACGCUGGUUUUACUUGGGCUUUUCCCUUCGUUCGCCCCUUAAGGAUCCCUCAACUGAGGGCUGAGUCCAGGGUUCAGUGGGGGGUGUUGGGAGAUGCCAGGGCUGCUUACUGUUCCAUGUCUGUCUGCAAGCUGCGGUUCUCUGCUAAACCUCAGCUGGUGCUGCCUAGCUGGGAAAGCCUCGUCCUCUGGGGCGCCUUCCUUCUCCGAAGAAAUCUGAGCUGCUAAUCAGGCGGCCUGGCCUGUGCCGGAGUCUCACACCAUCCACCAGGGUCUGGUUCCUGUUAGCAGCCCCAUGCGGCCUUGCUUCCACCCAGGGUGCUCCUGCUGCCAGGCGAACAUGUGGGCAGCUGCAGCGGACUAGCUCCUCUCCUUUAGAUCACCCUCGAGCCAGGCCUUGGCGCAGAGCCGCUCGCUGGUGAGAACAGACCCCAGCCGAUCCCUGUGUGAACUCCCUUUGGGGGGUGGGGGGGUUAAUGCUGCUGCUCUCGCUGCUGGGGACAUUGGCACGAAACAGGCAUUUCAGGGCCUCAAGUGGCCUUGUGCCAAGUGUUCCUCUGGCAGCUGUCUCCAUGGCAACCAACGGAGGGCAGACAGGAUCAUUACUGCAGGUGAGGGAAGAAACCGGAGCCUUGGGUGAGCCGGCUCUAGAGGCACAAGCAAGCGGCUGCUAUACUGCCGGGAGUGAGACUGUCUUUGGGCUGUAGCAUGGGCCUCUUGACCUCUGCCAUAGCUUCACAGUGACCUUCAGCCAGUUUCCUUCCCAUGGGGGAGGCAGAUAAUCUAGGUUUUAGCCCAGCCACCUACAAAACCCUCUGGCCUAGUUUUCUUUAAGGCUGGGCCAGCUAGCACACCUGGGGGUAUCUGCUGAUAGUCCUCCAAGGCCUCCCCACAAUUCCCCCUGAAGGAUAGACCCCUUCUUCUGCCGUUGCCUCAGAAAUAAUCCUAGGGCAUCCCAGUUCCAAGAACCAGCGGCUAUGCCCCCAGGCCCACACAUGCGUGUCGGCUCCAGACCACAGUAAUGCAGGUAGGGCUUUGCAGGGGCAUGCUCCCACCCGGGCUAGCCUGCGUCAGCUGUCUAUCACCAGCGUGACCUGGGCAGAGACUCCAUUCCCUUUGUUCCAGCAGGGGGGUGAGAAAAGGCCCAAUGUGGGGGAUAACUAAAUCCUGGGGGUGGUGAUUUGAGGGAUGUCCCCCACUGGAGUCUGAGCCCUGUUUGGCUUGAAAGCCAGUCCUGGCCCCUAUCGCUGGAGCCUGGGAUUUCCAUCUGCAGAAGGUACCUGUGUGUAGGAGGAGCAGACAAGGCUGGUCCAGAGAUCAGUGCCUAUGGGUGCAGGAAGGUUAGGAACAGGCCUGUCUGAAUCUGCUUCAAGCAGUUAACCUCAGCCUUUUGAAAGCAUGAGCAAAUCCCUAGACUGGUCUUCAGGCUGAGAUCUCACCGCCCCUGAGGCGGAUGGGGACGGGGAUGCAGGUGCAUGUCUAAAGUACACAAUGCCAAAGGAAUUGCUGGUAGGAGCCCUGCAGGGGCGAUGUUGCUCUCAAGGGUGCUUGGUGCUGGUGGUGGCAGUGUCUGUCCUCAAUGCUGCAAUGGCUGUAACUAAAAUGUUCACUCCUGACUGUGGAGACAAUAAAACAGACUGUCCCGUG
Dermochelys coriacea (leatherback sea turtle) is the source of this 5001-nucleotide messenger RNA. It is a transcript of the gene SLC1A5, whose product is annotated as solute carrier family 1 member 5. Gene Ontology annotation, biological process: L-aspartate import across plasma membrane. The transcript is spliced from 8 exons. The record is from RefSeq and is a predicted model, not a curated record. Gene Ontology annotation, molecular function: L-aspartate transmembrane transporter activity; symporter activity; neutral L-amino acid transmembrane transporter activity. NCBI's taxonomy places the organism in Eukaryota, Metazoa, Chordata, Testudines, Dermochelyidae. Bases 108 to 1733 code for a protein of 541 amino acids. Gene Ontology annotation, cellular component: plasma membrane.